AUGGAGCUAAAAUCCGUGAAGCCAUGCGGCCAGUGCACGCCUUGGCGAUCUCUGGGUCGUGCAAGACAGCACCGAGCUGUUGCAACAACAGCCCUACGGCCCCUGCGCAUGCGCCGGGCCGAGAGGCCGUUCCGGCCGUCCAGGCCAUGGCUUGUUAUCGGCUCCGCGGGUUACGCCAAAGCACGCGGUCGCCAGGCUCGGCACUGCCGCGUUCCGGCAGAGAUGACCGAGGAUGAGGAAGCCACGGAUGCAGUGGAUGACACCGGUGGAGGGGAGGUCCAGGAUGGGCGACGGAGCUACGAGACCUGUGUUGGCUCCUAUGCCUGGCUCUACGACAAACAGGGCUACGACUGGACCGAACUCGCGGGUCGAAGAGAGAAAGGGCCCAAGACCUCUGUGGCAUUGAUCAUAGGCUACUUGGGCCACCACUUCGCUGGUCUCCAGCAACCUUGGAUAGCUUCGGAGAACUUCGUGCGUGCGGUCGAGACGGAGCUCGAGCUAGCGUUGCUGAAGGCGGGAGCCAUGAUUCCGGAGAACUUUGGCAACCUGUGCAGGCUGCGAUGGAGCCGUGUUGGCCGAACGGACGGCGGCGUCAGUGCAGCUUGUAAUGUGGUUACCGGCCGCCUGAUUGUUGGCAAGGAGGAAGGUGCGCUGGAUGCACUCGUGGAGAGGAUACGCUCGUUCCUGCCUCCCGAUGUUGAGUUGCACGGUGCGGCCGCCGUUUCCAAACGCUACAAUGCACGUUGGGAAGGCGCUCGCCGCGACUACCGCUUUUUGUUGCCCAGCUUCUGUGUCGUGCCGACGUUGGCCAAAGUCCGCCAAUGGCUGGCAGAAAACAGGCCCUUGGAAUCCCCGACGGGUUUUGACGUUGAGGAUCUUAGGGAGAUUGAGAAGGAGCUAGGACUGCGGCAGGUCCGCAUUAGCGACGACCAGCUGCAGCGCUUUCGCGAAGCCUUUUGUAGCUUCGAGGGUACGCAUUACUUCGGGAACUUCGCCAACAAGAAGCUGGAUCCCAUGGGACCUCAAGGCUUUCGGCACCUGCGAAGGGUGGCCUGUGGAGAGCCAUUCGUGGAUAACUUCGGCAGAGAAUGGCUUCCUCUGGAGAUCAGUGGAGAUAGUUUCCUGACCCACCAGAUCCGGAAGAUGGUGGCCACCGCCGCCUUGGUUGCGCAGGGCAUAGUGUCGAUGGAAUUCAUCCAAGCUGCCAUGCACAGGCGCAUCUAUGUGAAGACGCAGCGGUUUCCGCCCGUGGGGCUGAUGUUCCAAAGGCCGUUCUUCAGCCCGAAGACUCCACAGCGUGCCGGUGUCGAGGCAGCACUCCAGUCUGAAGACGUCUCCGACCGCAUUGCUGCCAUGAAGGCACGUCUCGAGGAAGCCAUCCUCAAGGAAGCGGAUGAGCGGCGAAGCGCAGUGAAGUGGCUGGCCUGCGUGGCGCACUUCGAGCCGGAGGACAUGGAGAGCGAGGUUCUCAAGGAGUUUCGGGAGCUGAAGUCAACUAUGGAUCGGCAGAUUCGUGGGCGGCGUGCAGCAAGCACCCAGGUCGUUUGCAUCCGUGCUGGCGAAGGAAGCGAUCUUUGGUUGGGCCGCCACUUCCAGAGCAGAUGA
This is a messenger RNA of Symbiodinium sp. CCMP2592, 1605 nucleotides long. Lineage: Eukaryota; Dinophyceae; Suessiales; Symbiodiniaceae. The record is from the annotation of a GenBank genome assembly.